CCUCACCGAGUCAUUUUUGACCCACUUAUGCAUGAAAGGGUUAAUUAGGACAAACUUGCAGCUGCAAAAGAAAACUGAUUUUUAACCUAAUCCCUAAAGGCUGUACAGUUAUCAACUAAUGUAGCAUCAUGUUGCUAGAAGAGGAACUGAAAAUGUAAAGUAAGGGACUCGGAAAGCAAUGCAGUUCUCAGUACAAGUGCUGUCGUCAUUUGCUCGACUCGGUGAAAAAUUUAUGCCUAAAAUUUUAGCCUUGACAUCUGUGAGAUUACAGAUCACACAAAAACAGAACAUUUCUCAAAACACAUCUUCUCACAGAUGUAUAGAUUUGCUAAUGUUGUCUUCCUCUCCCACUGACACCCACAUGCUGUGGUCUGUGAAGCAUGGCAGAGGGUGGGGACAGAGUAAGUCUCAGCCUUCAGGUUCCUUUACUAAGAAAAUUAGAAGCAGCCAUGCAAAAAUGCGGCCCAUGACGACUCUUGUCUCAUCUUGCCAUCCACUUUCCUCUUCUAUUUACUGACAUUAGCUGCCACUUCGCUUGAACCCAACUUCGGAGCCGUCAGCGGUUCUCUGGAAAGAGUGGCCAUGGAUUUUUAUCGGCAGUACGUCUUGCUGUUGCUGAUUGGGAUGAUUUUAAUUUCCUUUGUGAUCAUCUUCAUCUUCUUUCUCAUUAAUAAGUGCAUCUCCAGAAGAGGUAAACACAAAAUCUCACAUCUCGAGAGAAGAGCUGUCGUCAAAGCCGACAGCAACAAAUACCAGGAAAGAAACCCUGAUGUUGUCAAUCCUCCUCUUCCUCCUCGGACGCAGUUUCUCACAGCAGAGGCCCAAAGCUACGAGAACCUGGCCGAGGUUUCCGACUAUGAACAGUGUACAGCCGACUACGAGCAGAGCACAGACCAGCAACCGGACUACGUGAAGGUAGAGGAAGAGGAGGAGAUCCUUCCUCCUCCUCCUUAUGAUCAUCCAGGUCCAGGCAUGACAGCUGGUGUUGCUGGUCUAAGCUAUGAGAACCUAGCCGAGGAACAUGACUACGAGCAGAGCACCGACCAGCAGCCGGACUACGUGCAGUUGGAGGAAGAGGAGAUCCUUCCUUCUCCUCCGCCUUACAAUCAUCCAGGUCCAGGCAUGACAGCUGGUGUUGCUGGUCUAAGCUAUGAGAACCUAGCCGAGGAACACGACUACGAGCAGAGCACCGACCAGCAGCCGGACUACGUGCAGUUGGAGGAAGAGGAGAUCCUUCCUCCUCCUCCGCCUUACAAUCAUCCAGGUCCAGGCAUGACAGCUGGUGUUGCUGUUCUAAGCUACGAGAACCUGGCCGAGGAACCCGACUACGAGGAGAGUCUGGACCAGCAGCUGGACUACGUGCAGGUGGAGGACGAGGCCAAGACGUUGUUUCCUCAUCCUGCAGAUCCGGCAGCAGAUAACUCAUCUACCGAGGACUACGAUGACAUCGGAGAAGAUCAGGGGGAAGAAGACUACGAUGACGUGGGAUAAAACCAUAAGAGGACGACACAGAGACACUUUGACUUUCCCACCUGGAUCCUGCUGAGCGGAGAUUCUUCCUACCACAGAUUUCUUAUCUAAUUUGCUUUUUUUAAUAUUAUUCAUAAAAGUGUGAAUAACUGAAGACAUCUGCUGAGUGAUGACGAGACAACUGGUUUGAUCUUCACAGGGUUUGAAUCUUCUUAAGCUUCUCAGUCUCAAUCAUGACGUCUUCUAUGAUUCUGAUUUCAAACACAACUUUUGUAAUAUCAGUAUUCAAACAAAUUUCUUGGGAUUUGCCUUAAAAUAAUCCAUGAACAAGCAGGAACUUAACAUCAUUACAGGAGCUUAUUUUGCAGUGACGCAUCAUAAAAACACAACAGUGACUGAAAAAUAAACCAGAGAAACUUUACCUUUGUACAGUUUUAGUGCUCAUACAAGUCCUUUUUCAACAAUUAAUCGAAUUUCUUGACAGUAAAUCCCAAAGAGGUGUUUCAAAAAAAGAGCAGGAAUGGGACUUUGUGCAAAAAAGUGGAGUUUUAAAGCAGAAUAGAUCACAUAUAACUGCAUAAAAUAAGUUUAAAGCACAUCUUCAACAAUUUACAAGUUAUUUAUCUGCCAUGUGGUAGAAUUUUCUAAUAGAGAGCUUCCUCUGUCAGUUUUAACAGAUUUUUUGUGCUAUUAUCGAGCUGAACCAGCAGUGUGAUUUGUUUCUGCUUGGUUUAAUCUGAAAUAUGUGGAAAACAAUAAAGGGUUGCAGAAAAGGAAUACUAUAUGACCAUACAACUAUAUUUACCUGGAGAAUGUAGUAAUAAUGAUUCGAAACCAGCCAAUAGUAGACUUAUAAGGCUGAUACUACCACUAAUAUGAUGGAUUUGUUUAACUUCCCAGCAGUGUUUUUCACAGCCUAGUUAACAUUUUACCACCAGGCUUGACUCCGUACCACCGCAUGCUCUGCUACAUGUGCUGCAGACAGUGCUGAGAAUCGUGAACAAUGGAAUCUGAGCUACUCUGCUUAACAAAAUAUGCGAUGACGCCACCAUUUCUAAGUUACUCCAAACAUCUUUUUCUCCAUUCUGUUCUGUAAAAGACACAUAUUAGACAACAUAUACACCGAUACGAUAUAUCUGUGACCAAUAUCGGCCAAUGAUAUUGGCUGAUCGAUAUAUCAGUCGGGAUCGAACAAUAGUAUUUUUAACUGUGUGGCAAGAAGUAGCUUCUACAGACAGCAUAAAAAGCAAGCACAAAUACUGAAUAAAAACACAAGAAUGACAGAAUUCACUGUUACAGAAAGCACACAAUUACAUGAAAAAAUUAAAAAAUAUUACAAGGCAAGUCUAUUUGUAUUGCACAAGUCAUACACAAGGCAAUUGAAGGUUCUGGCAAAGAAAUAUAUUCAGAAAAAUGAUUUAACGGUUAACAUACAUUAAAAUCAUAGAAAUAAAGCAUAAAAGUAGACAUUAAGAUCAUGAAAGUGUAUUAAAAAACAAGAAAAUAGAUUGAACCUCUAAGAGAAAGCUGCGGUAAACAACAUGGUUUUCAGGCCUGAUUUAAAAGAGCCGACAGUUUGAUCAGACCUCAGGUGCUCAGAUAGUUUGUUCCAUGGGUGAGGAACAUAAUAGCUGAAUGUUACUUCACUAUUUUUGGCUCUGAUUCUGGGAACACACAGUAAACCUGUCCCUGAUGACCUGAGGCCUCUGGAUGCUUCAUAUGGAGCUAUCGAGUCCAGGAUGUAUUUUGGUCCAAAACCAUUCAGAUGAGAAAGCAAGUCUAUAAAAAUAACUUUUAAAACAGUAGUUAAAGACAGAAACAGUAUCAGUCAAUUUGAUACUAAGUGGAUAGGGGUUAAUAAAUUGCUGUUGAUGACAAAAGGUACAGUUAUCACUGCAUUGUGCAUAUAUCAAAGCUUUAUCUGUGUUAUUUGAUCAUUCCGUCUUCAGGAUCUUAUUGUAACAAACAGAAAUCCAUCCAGACAGUAAAUUGACCAUUUACAGAUCACAUUUAAAUCCAGCACUAAAUAUCCAAUGUGUGUAUUCGGAGCCUGAUAUGACUUAAUCUGUUGUUCCACAGAGCACCAUCCAUCAUGUUGUCUGAAAUCUAUUAAAUCCCCACUAGAGUUGAGUCACUGCCACGUGUGAGCUCUGCUCUGCUGCCCUAAAUACCCACUUUAGCACCAAAUGCAGCUGAAAAUAGUCCAGAAUGUAUGCACUAUUAACUCUUUUGUUGAGUUUGUUUUGAUAAAAUUAAGUUAAUAAAACUUGAAGUGCAUUUUUGGGACCAGUUGUCAUUUCAGAGCCACGGAGAGUAUCAGGAAGUUGCAGCUUUGUUGGAACUUUAACUGGAUUUGUUUGUAUUUACCAUAAAAUAUAGAAUACUGCUGCUGGCAUUAUUUUUGAAAUAUGAAUCAUUCUGAUGCAACAAAACAGCUUCAGACACAUGAGUUCAGUAGCAUUCAUGAUUCCUUUCAGACACCUCGGAUGAAGUAAAAUUUUAGCUUAAGUUAAAUGCUGCAUUUAUUAUUACAAAUACGUCGCUCUACAUUCAGCAUUCAGGCUGCGCUUAUAUAAACUGAGCGCUACUUUUGCAUAAUUAAUUAAUCCCCCUGGGAAAUGAAGUCGUUCAGGGAUUUUCUGAUGGAUGUCUUCGUCCUUCACCCUGAAUGUCUGCUGUUUGUUUUGCACUGUAAAAAAUUAUCUGUAAAAAACUACUACUAACUAAAAAAGAGUAAAGAAAUGGUGGAAUACUGUAAAAUAUGAGCAAAUAUCUGUACAGUAAUGGUUUUUAGCUGAUUUAAAUGUAAGUUUAAAUUCCUACCUUGCAAAAGAAGGAAUUGCUGUUUAUAAAAAAUACAGCUUUUGAUGUGAAAAUGA
Molecule: messenger RNA, 4349 nt
Organism: Acanthochromis polyacanthus (spiny chromis)
Lineage: Eukaryota; Metazoa; Chordata; Actinopteri; Pomacentridae
Exons: 5
Coding region: 583-1491 (302 amino acids)
Cellular component (GO): membrane; immunological synapse; tetraspanin-enriched microdomain
Source: RefSeq, a predicted model, not a curated record